AUGGUACACGAUAAGAAGACUCACGUUAUCACCGUCUAUCGUGGUCAAUUUAUUUCACGUGUUGAAGUACGAAAACUACAGAAAAACACUUCACGUUUCUUUACAAAUAGUUUCUUUUCAACAACAAUGAAUCGACAGUUAGCUCUCAUUCUUCUCAAUCCAUCUCUUCAACGGUCAGAUGAUAAACAGAGUGUUCUCUUUGAAAUUAAAAUUGAUUUAACAUUGAAAUCAUCACAACCCUAUGCUGAUAUCUCUUCAUUUAGUCAAUUUCCUUCAGAGACAGAAGUGCUCUUUAGCUAUGGAACUGAAUUUCAGGUGAUUGAUGUAGAAUAUAGUCAGAUGGAACAUAUUUGGAUUAUCAAAUUGAGCUUCGUCGAAGGUGGUUCGCAAUAUAUAUGGAACACUCUUGAACUAGAUUCGCACAGUUACAUCGAUGAGGAGGAUAACGAAGGUGACGAAACAAAAAUUCUCCCGUACAUGGGAAGCAGCCGAAAAAUGUUAAAACAAUCUCUCAGCCUCGUACAUCAAACUUUCCCUGUCGUCCUAUCACUAUCCAAUAUUCGUCUCGUUUUCAAAGAACUUUUAAAUUUAUUCGAAAGUGAACAAUGGCUACUUGCAAUUGAAAUGCAUACACUUGCCUUUGCGUACACUCGCGACUAUAUGAAUAGAUGGGCGAAUUCUGAUUUGAAACCGAUAUUGAAAUAUUAUGAAAAUGCAAUUAAACUUUGGCUGCCAUUCAUUGACGAUCAGGAAUUGAAUAGUCGAGAGACCCUUGCUGAUAUCUGUAGAGAUCUUGCUGAAGUCUAUGAAUGGCCGGGUGUUGAUGAUCCGAGAAUGGCAGUUAAAUAUUAUCGAAAGGCACUUGAGUACUAUCAGCAGAUGAUUGUGAUAGAGAAGAAAGUGCAGGGAAAGACAGACCUUGAAAUCAAAUGCAUUGAGCAUCAAAUUGCGAGUGUAGAGGACAAAAUUCAAUAUCUCGAGAGAAAGGAUGCUGAUGAAGAUCUGGGCAAGGAGCUUUUCGAAAUUCUGUGA
Messenger RNA from Didymodactylos carnosus, 1032 nucleotides. The record is from the annotation of a GenBank genome assembly. Lineage: Eukaryota; Metazoa; Rotifera; Eurotatoria; Philodinida; Philodinidae.